AUGACGACUUCGCAUUCACCACGGCUGAACCCGCGCAACAAAGCAAGACGGCGGUUUUCUGCGAGUGCGACGGGAUGGACGCCGAGCUCCCCCAAACCACUCGCAUCUGCGCCACUGUUUAGGCCCAAUAAACAGAGAAGGGUGUCGAUGAGCCCUCCGACGAGGACAGCACUGGCCCAUGGCCACAGGCCCUACACUGACACAUCGGACUACGAGGACGACCACCAUGACAUCCGAGAAGAACUAGACUGGCUGCGUAGGGCGCGUUCGACGUCGCCAAAGCCCUUGAUAUUUGACGACGAGCCACGACAGGCUGCAUACUCGUCGUUGCCACCCACACCUAUCCUCCCUUCACACCCAUACGAGCCGCCAACGCCAGUUUCUCCCCUGUCUUCUGCGUUUGGGACACCUGAACCGCCAACGAAGGUCGAACGCCAGGAUAUACCGUUUUCGCUAUGGGAUUAUCUUCGAGAAGAGCUCCUUGCGACAGACUUUGACUCGCAUCAAGAACAGAAAUGGGAACGGGUGAGCAAUUUCUUGAGUAUGCCUUUGGCAAUGGAAAAGAUCAUCGGAUUUGGCGUUAUCGUGUGCUUCGACUCAUUCCUCUACACAUUCACCAUCCUACCCAUUCGGUUCUUCCUGGCAUUCCUGCGCUUCAUUGGAAAUAUGCUCCGGAUAUCAUCACCACCCUUACCGCCUUCACAAAAAGCAGACCUCUUGCGAGGACUUUUGCUGAUCAUCUCCUUGCUUAUCUUGAACCCACUGACGGACGCCAGCAAAAUCUACCAUACGAUUCGUGGACAGGACACGAUCAAGCUGUAUGUUAUUUUCAAUGCUCUGGAGAUUGCAGAUCGGUUAUGUGCGUCUAUUGGCCAAGACGUCCUCGACUGCCUGUUUUCGAGGUCAACACUGGAGCCUUUGACCCACCGGAUACCUGUGACUACCCAAACCUUGCGGCCGAUAUUCUUCUUCUUCCUCGCGACAAUAUAUAAUGUCGCGCAUGGCCUCGUCAUGGUCUACCAACUCAUCGCACUGAAUGUCGCCAUCAACUCCUAUGACCACGCCCUCCUCACACUGCUGGUGUCUAAUCAAUUUGUGGAAAUCAAAGGGAGUGUUUUUAAGAAAUUCGAAAAGGAUAACCUGUUCCAAAUAACAUGCGCAGACAUUGUUGAGAGGUUCACGCUUUCUCUGAUGUUGCUUAUUGUCGCGCUGCGCAAUCUCAUGGAACUGCGGGGGACUGACUUUGAAGCGUCGGAGGGCUUCGUCCUUCCGAAGAGUUUCGGAUGGUUCAGAGGAAACAAUAUCCUGUGGACAAUCUCUUAUCCCGUGGUUAUGGUACUCGGCUGCGAGAUGGUCGUUGAUUGGUUGAAACACGCUUUCAUCACCAAGUUCAACCACAUCCGCCCAUCUGUGUACGAACGUUAUACAGAUGUACUCUGCCUAGAUCUUUCUAGCGGCAGUGCUGUCGGUCGCCGUCGAACACGGAAGCACUCCUAUGUCGACCAAUCUCCUUUAGUUGCCAGGCGACUGGGCUUUGCCUCUCUUCCCCUUGCGGCCCUGUUCAUUCUCGUGGGCUCACAAUCGCUAAGCGGGGUUUUCUCGUCUGCCUUCUCCGAAUUUACGUACCCUUGGACGUGGUCACUACGAACACUAUCUCAAGACGACUUCAUUUAUUACCUCACGUGGGCCACGAUAGGCUUGCUGUUCUGGCUGUGUUUCGUGUGCAUUAAGAUCAUCGUCGGGAUAAAUCUUAUCAGCUUUGCAACUCGAAGAAGAGCUGGGAUGGAGGCGCGAGAGGCAGCAGAUGUAGUGAACGACUUUGGGCGCGACCCUAUAGGAGAGGGCAAGGAGGAGCGGAAAUAUAACAAAGAGCUGAAGUCGAUUCUUGACAACGACGCCGACGACGUUCCUCGUGCUUCAGACAUCGGCGAAAACAAGCCAGGAGAUGACAGGAGCAAGAAACGACGAUUACGAUUAGAAGAAUUGACCAGAUAUACUAUGGUAAAGCGGAUAUGGUAG
Molecule: messenger RNA, 2019 nt
Organism: Coprinopsis cinerea okayama7#130
Lineage: Eukaryota; Fungi; Basidiomycota; Agaricomycetes; Agaricales; Psathyrellaceae
Product: DUF747 family protein
Exons: 9
Coding region: 1-2019 (672 amino acids)
Biological process (GO): maintenance of protein localization in endoplasmic reticulum
Cellular component (GO): endoplasmic reticulum membrane
Source: RefSeq, a predicted model, not a curated record